Molecule: messenger RNA, 1020 nt
Organism: Exophiala spinifera
Lineage: Eukaryota; Fungi; Ascomycota; Eurotiomycetes; Chaetothyriales; Herpotrichiellaceae
Exons: 3
Coding region: 1-1020 (339 amino acids)
Source: RefSeq, a predicted model, not a curated record
AUGAGCCCAGACUCUUCUUCUUGCACUGUGCCUGAUCUGGCAGGAAAGGUCUUCAUCGUUACAGGAGGUAAUGCGGGCAUUGGCAGGGAAACGGUGAUGGGUCUUGCAUCUCAUGGCGCGCGAGUGUAUAUGGGCGGGAGGAGCAAGCAGAAAGCCAUGGAUGCAAUAGUAGAGAUUAAGGAGAAGCUCCCCAGUGCAGACAUUCAGUACCUUCACUUGGAUUUGUCAAACUUGGAGAGCGUCACCGAAGCUACUCAAACUCUUUUGAAGCGAGAGACUGCACUUCAUGGACUCGUCAACAAUGCUGGAAUUAUGGGGGUACCGUUUUCAAAGACCAAGGAUGGCUAUGAGAUACAGUUUCAGGUCGGUGCAAGGUCAUGGAAGGCAAGAGCUUUUCGAGUACUGACAACCACGGCCGUUCAGACAAAUUAUCUUUCUCAUUUCCUCCUCACAAAACUCCUCCUUCCUCUUCUCUUAUCUACUGCAAAAUCUUCAAGUCCUGGGAGUGUUCGUAUUGUCAACGUCACGUCGGAUGGGCACCAAAUAUUCGAAAACAAAGGCGGCAUCUGUUUCGACGAUAUCGAGCUCAAGUCUGUGUCCACAAUGAAAAGAUACGGACAGUCGAAGCUCGCAAACAUCCUUCAUGCCAAGGAGCUGAACAGAAUGUUCGGGCCAGAAUCACCAGGUCGUGAUGGCAAGAUAUGGGUCGCUGCUGUCCAUCCGGGCCACAUUGACACGGAUCUCGGCAAGCAAGCGACAGGGGUGGCACCCACAUACGUUCUUCGAAUAAUGAGAUUCAUGACUCGCCUUUUGAGAAUUCUGGACGAGCCGGAAAGGGGUGCCUCGUCAUCGUUGUGGGCGAUAGCUAGCAAAGAUUUUGAGGAGAGCAGUUCGGGAGCUUAUAUUGUCCCGUACAUGAAGAUCGGAAAGCCAAGUGCAGCGGCAAUGGAUGGAACACUCGCGAGCAAGCUGUGGAACUGGACCGAAGAUCAGCUGAGACAGAAGAGGCUGCUUGGCUGA